AUGCAAAGAGUUUUAAGUUUUCCACCGCCUUCUAGAGGUUUCGGUGAUCCGACAGAAUUCGUUAGUAAACGAAUGUGUUUUUCAUUUAUGUUUUCAUUAGGAUUUUUAGCUUUUUUAGGCGGUUUCCUGUUGGGACGAUUCGUAUUCGAUCAAGAAUUAGAAUUAAGUAGAAAUAAAUUAAAAAAAGCUCACUUACAUCAUCAGCAAGUUUUUGGAACUUAUAAAAAUUAUUCUCAAUUUAACGUCACCAAUCUAUUGGACGACAUAUCGGAAUCUUCCAUAUUGGAACACGUAUCGUUAUUAAAGAACAAAACGAUAUUCGAAUCAGUUAUCGAACCACGUAAAGAAGCUGAAAUAAUACAAAAACACCUUUCGGAAAAUGGCUUCGAUUUAGUGUCGCCAUUAGUUGAAUCUCAAAUACAUUUGUCAUAUCCGAAAAACGAUAAAACAAUAAUUUUGCAAAUAAACGACACGAGAGAAAAAUACAACGACAAACGAAAAUCAGGAACACAAUCGGAAGGAGAAGGAGGAGCCGUUGUGAAAGGAAAUGUCGUGUACGUUAAUUUCGGACGUAACGAAGAUUAUCAUUUUUUAGAUUCUGUAGGAGUGACGGCAACCGGAAAUGUAGUUUUAGUCAGAGCCGGAGGAAUACCGUCAAUUGAUAUCGUUAACAAUGCAUUGGAUCACGAAGCGGAAGGAAUUAUCGUUUACGUGGAUCCGCAACAGGAAAAAACCGUUAAACUCCCAGUGAUAACACCGAGCGAUUUAGCUAAAUUAAAAAUAUUACAUGGAAAUCAAAUUGAUAAGUGGAAUGGAAAAGUUCCAGUACUGGAAAUCGAUUCAAAAGAUGCUGAAAAAAUAUUCACGAACAUGUUUGAAAAUGAAUUAACAUCUGAAAGUUGGAGAGGAAAAUUAAAAUGUUCUUAUCCCAUUGGUCCAGGUUUUAAAAAAACAAAUUGGAAAAUUAAAAUGGAAAUAAACACUAUCGACACGGUUGAAAAAUAUUUCGACGUUUUGGGAGCGUUAAGAGGAUCCCAGGAACCGGAUCGUUUUGUUAUGUUGGCAAGUGAAAAAAUAUCAAAAAACGAUUCAAUGAUGGCAAAUGGAAUAUUAAUGGAAAUUUCUAGAGUUUUAGGAAAUUUAAAAAAUAAAGGUUGGCGUCCGCACAGAUCAAUCGUAAUUGCUUUUUGGGGUUUGAAUGGACCAAAUCAACAUUUGAUGUCACAUCCGGAAAAUUUAUGGUCGGAAUUAAUAAGUAAAACAGUGGCGUAUCUAAAAGUCGAUUCGGAUUUUAAAUUAGGAAACAAUAAAACACAAUCGAUCGCGACACCCAUAUUGGAAAAACUUUUUUUUAAAACAUUGGAAAAUGUUAACAUGGAAAAACCAUCAAUUGACGUCAUGUUACCAUUGAUAACAGAUAACGUUUUUAUUUAUUACGGUAUACCUUAUUUAAAAAUGGAAAGUUUUAAACCAUCGAAUAAUGAAACUAUUAAAGAAAUAACACGUUUUUGGAGUUCGGCCAUUUGGAACGUUGCAGAAAAUCAUAAUUUACCAUACAGUCUUAAUAGUUAUGUAAAAUUUUUUAAACAUUCUAUUCAAGUAUUGGAAAAAAGAUUUAAAACGAUCGCCAUUAAACAUACGUUAUUUUUAGAAACACUUUUUAAAAGCGUUGAUGAAUUAAUAAAAUCAAUAGAAUCAUUCGAUGAUAAAUGGUCACAUGCAGAUAAAUCAAAAUCAAUUGAAAUGAGAAUAAUGAACGAUCAACUUCUUCAUUUUGUACAUUCGAUUAAUUGUAAUAAAGAAAAUAAUGUUAAUAAUGGAGUUUCUUAUUCUGCUUUCGGGUCAGAACAUUUAAUAUUUACAAAAAGUUAUACCGGAAAUGAUGAUAAAGCAGGUUUUGGUAUACUACAAGAUCUUUUACGUGAAAUAACAUCGAAAACGAAAGCUCCGGAUGAUAUACAUCAAAAAAUAAUAACACAUCUUGCUAAUUUAGUAGAAUGUUUAAAUUUUUCCAAAUAUGCACUAAUUGAAAAUUUGGAAACUUUAAUCACGUGGAAAAUGUAA
Pediculus humanus corporis (human body louse) is the source of this 2064-nucleotide messenger RNA. Its product is annotated as transferrin receptor protein, putative. The transcript has 13 exons. NCBI's taxonomy places the organism in Eukaryota, Metazoa, Arthropoda, Insecta, Psocodea, Pediculidae. Gene Ontology annotation, molecular function: carboxypeptidase activity. The record is from RefSeq and is a predicted model, not a curated record. The coding region runs from base 1 to 2064 and encodes 687 amino acids.